AUGCCGAAGAUGACGGAGAUCAACAAGAGCAUGACGGUGGCAGGCCUUAUCUCGUCCAUUCAACCACCGGAGAAACAGAACGAUGUGAAGAAAAUCCUGCAAGUCUUGAAGAAGUACAGUAAAGACAUCCAUGUCUGGGGUGACAACAUCAUCGGUGCCGGCAAAAUGCUCUAUCAGAGCAAGAGCCAGAAGCCUUACACGUGGUUUCAAUGUGGCGUCGCCCCAAGGGCAUCCAACAUCUCGGUCUACCUGGGGAUGACUCCACUGAGCAGCGCAACGGUGGCGAAGGUGGGUCCCAAAUGUAGCCAUGGCGUGGGCUGUCUCUACAUCAAGUCACUGGCAGACGUGAACAUGAAAGAAUUGGAGGCGCUGUUGAAGAAAUGCUUUGCCGUGAAGGAGUUCGUCGCUCCCGGUGCCAAGCCCGCGAAGCCGUCGAAGCCGUUGAAGCCCGAAGGGAAGGGUGCCAUGAAGGUGAAAAAACGACCUGGCAAGAAAGCCUGA
Molecule: messenger RNA, 501 nt
Organism: Cladocopium goreaui
Lineage: Eukaryota; Dinophyceae; Suessiales; Symbiodiniaceae
Source: the annotation of a GenBank genome assembly